CCUAAAGUGGUUGAGAAUUUUCGAACCAACGCUGAAGGCAUUCGCCAGGACGUCCUCAAGACUAUUUGGCAACCUACGCUAUGGCCCAAUCACAAACAUGCUUAGCGAAUUUUCACACAAGAGUAGUGGUAUAUCUUUGUUUACGGCUCUUCAGCGGCCCUGUUCGUCCGCCUGCCUUUUCUAGCUGGAUCCAAUGGUGCUAUCCCAUCCUGUAGUUUAGGGGUCAGUCUCUCAAUAUCAAUGAUUUACACGGUCCUCUCAAUCAUCCACGCGGGCACAUCAGGGUCUCUUCAGAAUGUAUUUCUUCUAAGUACAAGGUUUUCUGAGAGGAGCUUGUUUCAAUAUACCUAAGUACAACUACAACAGGGGCUUAGGGUCUGACUGUCAAUUUUCGAUCAUGGAAUUCUCGUAGAUUUUUUGGGGAAUCAUAGAAGAGCAAGAGUUAGAGAGAGACUCUCUUCAUAUCUGCUUGAGGCUGUGCGCACGGAGCGUGAGAAAUUGCAGGAGGAACCGUCAGCAUCAGAGUCAGACGCAGGUACUGUGUAUAGUAUUUACAUCAUUGAUUGUCCCGUUUGUAGUCGUUCUUCAAGUCAUGCAUUGACUUUAGACGCGCCGACUCCUAUCCUAUGCUCUCUCAUCUCUAGUACACGUUUCCAGUGUCCACAGACAGGAGUCGCACAGGCAUGAUUACCCAAGACUUAUGCCAUGCCUCUCAUGAAAAUAUACCCUUAUGCCAUGAUGUUAUCUGAAGACAGAUGUACUCACGACUUCAUAGCUGGUAGUUCAGAAUUAUAAGUACCACUCAAAUUUUGUAUCAUAUCCUACAACUUCAUAACCCAGAAUCCGUCAUCAAACCUGAACCGGUGGAGCUUGGAGACAUCACACCCAACGAACUCAAGGAGGGGAAAGUCCCAGCCACACCUGAACUCGAAAAUUAUGCUGCUUCGUGCAUAUUAGUAUUUAGAGUACUAACAAUCGGCCUCAUUUCCUUCAGAGCCUUGCUUAAGAAGCCUUCCCUAAAGAAAUGGAAACCCUUAAGGAAUUUCUAUUAUGCAAAAAUAUUAUAGCUUUUCCUUAAGGAACAAAAAUGCUCCUUAAGGAGCUCCCUUAAGGCCUAGCUAUUAUAUAUAGAAUUGGGCUGAUAGUAGGCCCUUCCUUAAGGGCCUCAGCCCUUAGCUUGCUGGCUCAGCAAUGGCCAGCUAGCUAGCUGCUUGCCCCUCGCUAGCGAGCUUGCUGGCUUGCGCCUUGCCUGGGGCUAGCUGGCUAGUUUAGCCGUAGCUAGCCCGCUAGGUGCUUAGCCAUAGCUAGCCUGCUAGCUGCUUAGCCAUGGCUAGAUAGCAAGCUAGCUGUUUCGCCAUAGCUAGGGCGCUAGCUGGUUAGCCAUUAUAGCUAGCUUGCUAGCUGCUUAGCCAUAGCUAGCGCGCUAGACGCUUAGCCAUGGCUGGCUUGCUUGCUGGCUCCUUAGGUUAGCCGCAGGUAGCUUGCUAGCUGCUGCGCCAUAGCUAGCGGGUUUAUUAGGUAGCUGCCCAGCUCUGCUUAGCCAGCUAGCUACUUCCUUGCUUGGCCAUAGCUAGCUUGCUACCGGCUUGGCCAUAGCUAGCCUGAUAUUAGCUGCUUCGCCAUAGCGAGCUUGGUAGCUGCUUGAGGAGACCUAGCUCGGCAGCUGCUUAGCUAUAGCCAGCUUCCUGGCUUACUCGUAGCCAGCUUGCGCCGUAGACUAGUCCUAUCUGUCUAGUCCGUCGCGUACCUAUGCCCAGUGUAGCGGGCCCUUCAUGGGCCCGCUUUCUGGGCAUGUAUUAGUAUCUAUUUUAGGGUAAACGACUUUUCUCAAAUCCUUAAGGGUCUUCCCUAAGUGCCUUCCUUUAGGAAAUUGAUCCUCUUAAAGAAUUUCUAUUACAAAAAGUUACUAUAACCUCCCCUAAGGCAAGAACUCUCCUGAAGGAGGCUCCUAAAGGCACAGCUGUUAUAAGCUUAGGCUAAUACUAGCCGCACCCAUAAUAAGGGCCGCCGCCACCUCGCAAGGGCCUUGGCUUGCUAGCUUAGCCAUGGCCAGCCUGCUAGCUGCUCCUUCGCCUUAGGUAGCUUGUGUGCUUACGCCUUACCCGUAACUACCUGGCUAGGGUAGCCGUAGCUAGGCUGCUAGCUGCUUAGCCAUAGCUAGUAGGCAAGGUAGCUGCUUGGCCCUAGCAAUCUGGCUAGCUGCUUAGCCAUGGCUAGCUUGCUGGCUGCUUAGGUAUGGCUAGCUUGCUAGCUGCUCGUGCUCCGCCAUAGCUAGCGAGCUUACGAGGCAGCUGCUCGGCCUUAUCCAGCUAGCAAGCUAGCCGCUUCGCCAUGAUAGCUAGCUUGCUAGCCGCUUGGCCAUCGCUAGCUUGCUCCUAGCUGCUUAGCCAUGGCUAGCUUGGUAGCUGCUUCUUUUGCGAGACCUGGCGCAGCAGCUGCUUUCGUAGCCGUAGCCAGGCCAGCUCGCUGUCUAGCUUGGCCACGACCGCCCUGCUAGCUUAGCCCGGCAGCCACAGCCAGCCGCUUAGCUUAUAAUCUUGGCCAGCUUGCCAGCUCCGCCAUGUCUAGCAUGCUAGCUUUGCCAUGGCCACUCCAGCUCGCUAGCUUAGCCACAGCCAGCUUGCUACCUUAGCCACAAGACAGCGACUGCCGGCCCGCUUUUUUAGCCAUGAGGGGCGCCCAAGAUAGUCCAUCCCGAACCAGCUGCGUGUUGCUAGUGCUUGGUGGCUUAGGGGCUUGCGCCGUAGUCUUAUCUGUCUAGUUGCUAAGUAUGUAACCUAUGCCCAGUGCAGCGGGCCCUUGAUCGGCCCGCUUUCUGGGUAUGUGCUUAUAUAUGUUCCAGUUCCAGGGCCCCGGGCUGAAGCCCCCCUCCCUGAUCUCAAUUUUUGAUGGGGUGCCUCCAGCCUCGGACCCUUUUUCUCGAGGGACUGCCAGGCGGGAAGGCCUCCAAGCGCCCGCCUUCGCGCCCUCGCGGGUUCUGGCUUGUACCCUACAGAACCCAAACUCCUGGGGCCGUUCAAGCACCGACGGCCGGGGGUGGAAGGCUUCUGAAGGCGGCAAAGGUGGCAAGGCUUGGCCCCCUGGCCUUGUUGCAUGUACCCGACAGGCCUCCUGCGUGCGGGCUCCUCACUGGGGGGGUUUCUUGGGUGGUGGAAGGCCUCUAAGGGCAGCAGGUGGCAAGGCUUGACCCCUUUCGCCGUGCUGCAUGUAUCUAUCCGACAGAACCCAGGCGGGCGCGCCUUGCCCCUGCUCCUCCUCGCCUUUGGUCUUCCACCUCCUGGAUUUUUGGUGGCGGCUGACGCUGCCACCAAUGAAUGAGGGGGACGAUGGCCAAAGGGGCCAGGCCUCGCGACCGUGGCCGCUGAGGCGGCCUUCUGUUCCCGGAGCCCGUCUUCCUGACAGGGUCCACGAGUCGGGACGCCUGUGGGGUACACGCGCAGAGCCGCAAGGCGACUCCGGCAGCUUCUCCUUUUGCGGCCUUGCUUCGCCCACGGGAGUUCUUUCUUUCACGCCACCACCGCGGAAAAAAGGGCGCGCCGACGCCACCACAGCUCCAUCCACAGGUGGGACCCUCUCCCUGGUACAUAUAUCGCUCUAGAUUGUCUGAGUUCCCUCGGUGCUGAUGUCAUCGUCUGUCUAUGAUAAAGCCCUCGCUGCUCGUUGCUGUAACGAUUACUCAUCUAAAGCAGGUGCUCACACUUGAUUUUGAUUGCUCAAGUAAGUUGAUUCUGAUUACUUACUCAACUUCUUCAUAAAGUAAGAAGGAGGAGUUCGUGAUUCUGAUCGGUAGAAACGGUCCAUCAAUUUGACUCUGAUACAGAUACUGGUCGCUCAUCUUCUAAGGUUAGAACAGUAUUCUCUUGCCCAUGAAUGCAGGAGACGCAGUGGAGCUGGGGAAACAGCUCUCCUCGCAAGAAAGCCCGCGACCAAAAACAAUUCCGGUAACGCGCGGACAUGGAAAAAAAAUUCAACCAUACCUCUAAGUCAAAAAACACAUAGAUGUCUGUCACUAAUUGUGGAGUUGUGGUACAGUGUAGCAUCUGUAAUGUUCGUC
Amoebophrya sp. A25 is the source of this 4054-nucleotide messenger RNA. Lineage: Eukaryota; Dinophyceae; Syndiniales; Amoebophryaceae. The record is from the annotation of a GenBank genome assembly.